AACAGAUCUUAUAUAUCAUUGGUGCUAAACACACUUGUCAUUUGUCAUUUUAGUCAACAUGAAUUUGUUUAAAAUCCCAGAAUUUUAGUGUCCCAUUUAACCAUAAUUUCAUAACCAUUUGUCAUUGCAUCGAUACUGUUCACAACAUAACUCAAAUCUACUUAACCUUCUAGAGAACAUGCCUAAGGAUAAAAAGCAUAUAGCAACAGUUCAAAAGCACAGAAAGAAAGUAAAAGAAAAGCUUUCUAGGUAUGUUCCAGGUAAAGUAACACUUCAAGUGCUGGGUACAGGGGCAAUUGGUGCUCCUAGGUCUCUGUACAUGUUUUCUGACCAGAGUAGGUAUUUAUUUAAUUGUGGAGAAGGUACCCAAAGGCUUGCCCAUGAACAUAAAAUGAAACUAGCUAAGUUGGAGCAUAUUUUUGUUACACAGCCGGUUUGGAGAAAUAUAGGUGGUUUACCUGGAAUAGCUUUAACAAUUCAAGAUGUAGGUGUACCAGAAAUAACACUUCAUGGACCUCCAGGACUGAAUAAUAUUUUCGCUGCAACAAAACGAUUUAUUGUUUUAAAAAAUCUCAAUGUAAAUAUGGCUAAAUGUGAUGAAGAUACAGUUUUCUCUGAUAAUGUUAUGACCAUGCACUAUGUACCACUUUAUGAAAAAAAAGUAACUGAAGUAGUGGAAAUUGUAAAAGAAGUUGAUACGAUAAAAGAAGAAAUUGAAUCUACAGAGAAACUAGAAAAGCCUGAAGCGCCACAGAAUUCCCCUCAAGAAGAAAUAGCUAAAGAGUGUGGAAUUGAAGCAGUUGUAAAUCAGUUCCAUGCAUCAACUUCCACUCGAAGGGAGAAAAAAAGAAAACGUAGUUCAGUAUCUGCAGAUUCCAAGGCAAAUUCUGGUGAUGAAUUUAAUGAUAACACUGAUUAUUACGCAUAUGAACGUAAGAAAAAAGAUAAAGAGAAAGUAGAAAAACCCUCCAGAUAUUGUUAUCGAUCCCGUCCUCGUUCCCGUAGUGUUGAUAGUGCUGUCAAAGAUGACGAACUAAAAUUACUUCCCUCUUUAAUCUAUGAGCAAACAAAAGUAAAGGGAAUUUCAAUGGCUUACAUUUGUAUCCUUAAACCCAGACCUGGAGCCUUAAAUUUAGAUAAAUGUCUAAGAAUGGGCGUCAGACCAGGCCCUCUUUUAGGUAGAUUAAAAGCUGGAGAGGAUGUGAAAUUAGUUAAUGGUAAAAUUGUCACGGCGAAAGAUGUUUGUGAACCUGAUGAUCCAGGACUCAUUUUUAUAGUUGUUGACUGUCCAACCGUUGACUACUUGGAUUCCUUACAUGCCAAUGAGAUGUUUAAGAAACACCAAAAAACUGCGGAAUAUGAAAAAGAUAUUGCUAGCGUGGUUAUUCAUUUUACUCCUCAAGAAAUAGUAAAUCACCCACGAUAUCAAGAAUGGAUGGAAGCCUUUCCAACUUGUACUACACAAUUAAUGCUAAACGAAUUUAACACUUGCAUGGGAAGUGAAGCUGUACACAGAAUACAAUACAAAUUAAAUUUGUUAUCGCCUGACAUUUUUCCGAUAUUAGGAGAUAAUGGAAGCCAAAUCAUCAGUUGCGACCCUCCUCCAAAUCAGUUACUUCAUAAAAAACCAAAAUUAGCAGAUUCUUGUACUACUUUUAUCGAUGACGAAAUAGUAACUAAACUUAAACAUCUUCAGAGGACUCCAACAUCACCGACACAUAGUAUAAAAAAUUUAAUGGAGACUGCAGCUCCUAAACCGUCCACAGCGAAAGAAAUGAUGAUAUGCCCACGUACUUUUUGUACUUAUCAUUUAAGACCAAAACGGGGCCUUGACAGGAGUAUGGAAUUGACUUUAAAUCCUCAUGAGUAUAUUAAUGAAAGCCUUAAUGUACAAGAACUUAUGGGAGAAUUAAGAAAACUAAAAAUAAAAAUGUUAAAGAAGACAAAUGAGGUCGGCGACGAUUAUCCAAAACUUUUAUUUUUAGGAACUGGAUCCUGUAUACCCAAUAAAACUAGAAACACUAGUGGGAUAUUGGUAUCACUGGGUUAUAUUACUAGAAAACAGCACAUUUUACUUGACUGCGGCGAAGGGACCUAUGGGCAAAUAAUCAGAUUCUUUGGUCAAAAUGAUGCUCACAAUAUUCUGGCCAACCUUGAUUCCGUAUAUAUUUCACAUUUACAUGCUGAUCACCAUAUAGGACUCCUAGGAAUAUUACAAGGACGCAAACAAGCACUUAGUAAACUCAAUAUUGAGAAGAGACCUUUGUACUUAUUCGCACCUAAACAAAUUAUGACUUGGCUCUCCUUUUAUGAUAGAUGUUUUGAGAGUAUAAUGUCGGAAUUUGAAUUAGUACCAAAUGAUUCUUUGAUGCAAGGAGGUAACUUGUUAACUAAAGUAGCUAAAAACACAAUCUGUGACAAUCUUUACAUUACGGACAUAAAUACAUGUGCUGUUAGGCAUUGUCCAAAUGCAUUUGGUGUCUCAAUCAUUUGUAGAAAUGGAUACAAAUUAACUUAUUCUGGAGAUACAAUGCCAUCUGAUUCUCUCGUUAAUCUUGGCAUCGGUAGUCAUAUUUUAAUACACGAAGCUACAAUGGAAGACGAACUUUGUCACGAAGCCACACUAAAGAUGCACUCAACGACAAAUCAAGCUAUAUGUAUCGGUAAGAGAAUGAGGGCCAAACACAUUAUUCUCACCCAUUUUAGUCAGAGGUAUGCUAAGUUGCCAAGAUUUAGUGAGAACUUUGGAGCCAAUGUCGGUAUUGCAUUUGAUAAUAUGCAUGUGGGAGUAUCAGAUUUGACAUUGAUUCCUGAGCUUUAUCCUGCAUUGAGAAUAAUGUUUGCCGAACAUUAUGAAGAACUAGAAAAUAAAGCUCUAAAAAGACAAGUCAAAGAGGCGAAACGAAAAUUGUCAUAACUUUUACAUUUGCACAACUUAUUCUUUGUCUUAUUUAUGCCUUUUACCUUAGGCCUCGGCUGUAAUAAUCGAACAGUAUAACUUAACUUGAAAUGGACUACAUUUGUCUUGUCAACCUUUUACGUCAUCAAGCAGAAGCCCUUGAAUUCGUUAAGCAGGAAUCGAAAGAAAAGCCAAAGCAUUGUUACAAAAAUAAAAUCUUUGAUUACUUUUUUAUUUUAUUUUAUUUUUUCCCUUCCAAAAUAUAUUUGAACUGGUUACAAUAAUUUUUCUGAUUACAAUGUAUAUAGUUUUUUAAUGUAGACACAUUUUUGAUAUUUGAAAUUGGAUACAAAUCGCAAUUUAAAACAAUAUAUGUGUAAAGAAC
Molecule: messenger RNA, 3284 nt
Organism: Psylliodes chrysocephalus
Lineage: Eukaryota; Metazoa; Arthropoda; Insecta; Coleoptera; Chrysomelidae
Source: the annotation of a GenBank genome assembly